Fusarium vanettenii 77-13-4 is the source of this 1278-nucleotide messenger RNA. RefSeq lists its product as uncharacterized. Lineage: Eukaryota; Fungi; Ascomycota; Sordariomycetes; Hypocreales; Nectriaceae. The coding region runs from base 1 to 1278 and encodes 425 amino acids. The transcript has 5 exons. The record is from RefSeq and is a predicted model, not a curated record. Gene Ontology annotation, biological process: proteolysis. Gene Ontology annotation, molecular function: serine-type endopeptidase activity.
AUGCCCAGUUUUCACCAGCUCUCUCUCCUUCUGGGAACCAUCCUCCCCGCUGCUUUGGCUGCGCCCUUCGCCAGCAAUCACAAGCUGCAGGAGGGAGUCAUUCACGGAAAGUACAUCGUCACCCUCAAGACAGAUUCCGAUGACACCACGGUCCAAUCUCACCUGCACUGGGUUGAAGGUGUUCACCGUCGCAGCCUUUCGAAGCGAAGAAUUGUUGGCAUUCAGUCUACCUAUAACGCUACGAACUGGCAUGGUUACUUCGGAGAGUUCGAUGAGGACACCAUCAAGGAGAUCGAGGCCAGCCCUGAGGUUGCCUUCAUUGAGCCAGACCAUAAGAUCCACCUCCAAGGUGACUACGAGGACGGCAAGGUCUACUUCUGGGAACAGCCAGGACAGAUUUCCAAGAGGGCCUUGACCACCCAACAGGGUGCCACCUGGGGCCUCGGAACCAUUUCUCACCGGGAACCUGGUUUCACUACCUACACCUACGAUACCUCUGUCGGCGCCAACUCUUACGCCUACGUUGUCGAUAGUGGUGUCCAGGUCAAUCACUCCGAGUUUGAGGGUCGAGCCAUCGCCGGGUACAGCGUUUCCCCUGCUGCCCAUGUCGAUACCGUUGGUCACGGCACUCACGUUGCUGCGACUAUUGCCGGCAAGACUUACGGUGUGGCUAAGAAAGCCCAGAUAAUCUCUGUCAAGGUCUCUCAGGGACGUGAAAGCUCUAAUUCUGCCAGCCUCCAGGGCUUCGAUUGGGCUGUGAAUGACAUCGUCUCCAAGAAGCGUGCUGGUAGAUCUGUGAUCAACCUUUCCCUCGGAGGUCCUGCUUCUCAAGCCUGGACUGCUGCAAUUGCCUCUGCCUACAAGUCUGGUAUCCUCGCCGUUGUCGCGGCUGGGAGUGGCGACGAAGAUAGAAACCCCCUCCCUACCUCUAGGCGGUCCCCUGCCAAUGCCCCUAACGCUUUGACUGUCGGUGCUAUCGACUCUGACUGGAACCCUACCUCCUUUACCAACUACGGGCCUGAAGUCGACAUCAUGGCACCCGGCGACCACAUCGAAUCUGCUGGAAUUGGCUCUUCCAAUGCUGUUGCGACCAUGUCUGGCACCUCCAUGGCCUGUCCUCACGUUGCUGGUCUCGCUCUUUACCUUCAGGUGAAGGAGAAUCUUAGUGCCCCUGCUGCCGUGACCAAGCGCAUCAAGGCUCUUGGAACACCUGGACGGAUCAGCGGCAAUCUCAAUGGAAGCGCCAAUCUCGUUGCUUUCAACGGUGUCAGACAGUAA